Molecule: messenger RNA, 3602 nt
Organism: Contarinia nasturtii (swede midge)
Lineage: Eukaryota; Metazoa; Arthropoda; Insecta; Diptera; Cecidomyiidae
Gene: Bili
Product: FERM domain-containing protein 8
Exons: 9
Coding region: 778-2703 (641 amino acids)
Biological process (GO): negative regulation of canonical Wnt signaling pathway
Cellular component (GO): plasma membrane; cytoskeleton
Source: RefSeq, a predicted model, not a curated record
AGUUCAUGAUGGCUGCUGCCUGUUUUGACAACUUAAACCAUAUAUAGAAAAGAUUAUUCAAAGCAAGAAAAAAGGGAGCUCCGAAUUUUCUUUUGUUUCUGUUCAUAUUUUUCAGCCCAAUAUUUUUGUGCAAAUUACAAUUGCAGCGAACGAAACAAUUGUUAGUCAUUUGGUUUUCAUUUUGUAAAUCAAAUAGUUUCGAUGUAAAUACGACGAAAAGUUUUGUGCAAUAAAAAGAAGAUGUCUUUUAUGUUAUUUAAUUUUUAAAGUGGGUAGUAAAUCAAUGUAUCGAAUAUGAAAUAAAUUGCCUACCAAAUAAAAUAUACAACCAAUUUAGUAAAUAGUUUUUGAAAUUGAACGAACACAAAAAUCAAAAAAAAUUCGAUCGACGAUAAGUGAAACGAAUAUCGAGAACAAAAACAAUGCAACUGUGCUAGCAAACAUUUUUUCGAUUAUUGUGUGUGAGUGGUUUGUUGACGUGAAUAAAAUUUCAAAUGAAAUUUUGAAUUGUGUAACGAGUGUGUUAUCAUCAUAUAGUCGAUGGUGUGGAUUUUGACGUGAUAAAUUGGUUUCGAUUUGGUUUUAAGUGUACCUGCUUGUUUUUUAUUUUGUUUUCAUGUGAAAAAUGUUGGAAUUUCUAAUGGUGCUCGUGUCGAUCAAUGGAAAAGCGUUAGAACAAUGAAAUUCCGACGAAAAAUCCGUUAACCAUUAGAUGGUAUCGACGUGAAACGCCAAUCCACACUCACACACACACACAUAUAUAGAAUUAGUUAUGAAAUGGAUUCGAUUGAUUCAAAAUGCUAUCAUGUUAGCGGUGCCAAUGCGAUUCAAACAGCUUCCGUUGGUACACAAUGCAUGGAUGGAGGAGCGAUUGGUACAACGAUCAACGCAACCAACAAUAGCAAUACUAAUGACGAAUUGACACUGACAAAGUCGAAAGCACAAUUAAACUCAGGAAAUAGCUACAUAAAUAUUGUGCCAAUGCAAAUGGGCGUUCAAUAUCAUCAACGUCGGAAAUAUCCACAACAAAUACAAUCAGACUAUCAGCCGUCAAAAAUCUAUUUUGGCGCCACUGGACGAGAUGAUUAUUAUACGCUGGCAUCAACGCCGAUUCCAUUGUCGAGCACAAUGUCGGAUUCGGUUGUUAAUGCCGGAAUGAUGGCAAGCCAUAAUAACUCUGGCAUAUCAACGCCACUAUCGAUAGCUGUACAACAACAGACCCAAAUGCUUCAGUCAAAUCAACAAACAUCACCGAUGCCGCCACCACCUCAACAAUCGAAUGUACCAUCGGUUUUGUAUACAGUACAACGAGUCAUAACCACAUCACAAAUUCAAAGCACCGAAAUGCUGGAAUGCACAAGCAGCACUGCCACGUAUCAAUCACAUUCACAUCAAAUGAUGUCACAAAUGACCGAAACACAACAGAAUUCCAACUACUAUGCUGGCACAUCAAAUGCACCACAAAAUAAUACCGUUUCAUUAAAUAGGCCCUUACAAAAUGUGAUUCCGACGUGUGUUUAUCUAAUGUCACGAGUGGCAGUUCAUAUGGAAAUUGAAGGUACCGCACAAUGUCCGGCGCAAGUGUAUUUGGCUGCAGCAUUAGGCUGUGAAGAACUUGGUAUAUCAAAUAAAUUAUUGGCACAAAAUAUAUUUUCGCUUUGGAUGAACUCUACAUUGCUGGAAAUCCAAUUGAAGCCACAGCAUCGACCGUUUGGUGUGCGAGUUGCAUGGCCAAAACUGUUGAAUAAAUUCAGCAAUGCAAACGCUUUACAAAAACGAUACGAUGAACCAAUGAUACAGCUCAGACGAAAUGUGUUCGUUUCAAAGCGUGAAGAAGAGAAAAUCAAAGAUCCACGAAUCAUCGAAUUGUUGUACGAGGAAGCUAGGCACAAUGUGUUAAGCGGUCGUUAUGUACUCGAGGCGGCACACUCAAUUAUGCUUGGUGGCAUUCAGGCACGCAUCGAACUCGGCCCAUACAAUAUGCACACGCACACCAUUGGCUAUUUUCGUGAGAAUCAAUUUCGCUUUUUGCCAUCACAUAUUGCAAAAAAUACAAGCUGGUCAUGGAUGCCAAUUAGCCGUAAGACGUCCGCUGAGGUAAAACUACUCGAACAAUAUAAACGAGUGCCAACCACAGCGACAACUAGAAAAUUAAUGCGAAAAUAUUUAGAGUUUUGUUGGGCAUUACCAUUUUAUGGUUCGGCCUUUUUCAAUGCGCAAAUCGAGCAACCCGUUCGCGGUCUUAUGAGUUUAUUCAAUCAACAAGAUGAACCGGUUUUAGUUGGAAUUAACGAACGUGGCGUUUUUAUAAUUGAUAACAUAAACGGGAAUCUUCUGCUUGGAUUAAAAUACGACGAAUUGUCAUGGGACUUGGCCAAACCGAGUGCAACAGAUGACCCAGAUUGUUUGCCCUGUAUUUUCAUUCAGUUUGAUGCCGUUGAAAAUGGAAUGCACACAUCGAAAAUGAUGCAAGUAUUUUCAAAGCAAGCCCCAAUGAUGGAUGCCUUAAUAUCACAUUUUGCCGAAAUGCGACGUCGAAAAUUGGGUGAAAAUGGAACGGAGAAUGUAGCUGAAGAACCAAAUCCAAUUCAAAACAAUGGCUGUGGCGUUUUAAGUAACAAAUUAUCAAAACUAACGCUGGCUACAUUCGACGAAGAGGGUCGAUGCAUCGGACAAAUGGGAUCAAUGGCAAUAAGCUAUUGAUAAUUUGUGGUAAUCAAAUAUUGGGCAUAAAUUUAACGACAGUUUUAUGAAAAUUAUUUGAAACAAAGAAAUUAAGUAUGCAAAGCACACAUUAUAAUGAAUUAGAUGUUUGGGUAAACGUGAGAGUGAUUGAAUUUAGUGUGAAACGAAACAAACACAGAGUGUUAUUAUCCUCGGGAAAAUAAAAAUAAACAAAAAAGACGAUAACUAUAAACGGAAAAUCGAGAAUGAAUCAAGUGGAUAAAAUAUAAAGUAGUUGCGAAAGGAUAUUUCAUUUUAAAAUGACCACCAUUUUUAAAAGUUGACGAAAUUUUAAAACAAAUCAAUCAUUUAACGUUAUUGCCAAUGAAAUUCGAGUGGAUGAACAAUGUGAAUCCAUAAGUCUCGAUAUAGUGUGAAGAAUGAUAAUGGUGAGAUAUAAACAGUGAUUAUGUGACGACUUAAACCGAAAAAAAAAUCUAGUAAAUCUUAUAAAAUGUAUGAUUGCAUGGCCAAAAAAGCAAAAGUGAGACAUAAAAGUGAAACGAUUGCUAUCUCAUAGAGUUGAAUAGUUCAAACUGGCAUUUUGUGUGACAGACAAGUUGUAAGAAAGAGUAAUCGUGACAUAGUUAAAAAGAUAUUCAAUAAUCAAUGUAAUUACUUUUGUUUUCAACACGAUUACUGCGAAGAGAGAAAAAGAGGAGGUCAAACAACACUCGUACUCUUUUAAAGACUCAUUUUCCGGGUAAUUAUAACGCACAGCAUUGAACACAAGUUUGUCUCCCCUUUUGCUUUAUUGGUCAAUCGACUUAAAUUAUAUAUGAACAAAUUGGUUAUGGCAUAAAUUGUAAUGGUUUUGAAUUCAUGUUAGAACGACAGUGUAAAUGAAUAGAGAAUACAAACCUUUGAGAAAACGGAAC